UGAUAUUAGCGUCCUGACCCAAACCUAAAACUCUCGCCUUGUUGUCAGGUUUCUCAUAAGUGAUCCACGUUGCCUUAUAUCCAUCACUGAUCAUGGUGAUCUGUACUCCGGAACAUUUUAGUGUUGGUUUAGUUUUUAUUCUUGUUUUUAUUCCUCAAGGUCAGGUACAAACUUCAGAAAUACCGAAAGAAAAUGACAAUGCCUCACCAAUCGACCGCAGCAGGAUGUCUGCAAUGGACCUUAUCGUUUACGCAAACACAGGUCAUGACAGCCAUCACCUGAUAGAGGGGGAUAUCGUACCUAGCAGAAAAAGGAAUGCUGUCCAAAUUGAUGCGUGGAAAUGGAACGGACAUCAAAUUCCUUACACUAUCGACGUUAACGGUUUCAGCAUGUAUGGACUGAAAGUGAUUCGUGAGGCUAUUGACCAGUUCAACAGAGACGUCUCCUGUAUUAAAUACGUACCGAGAAGCAAGGAACAGGAUUACGUCAGGAUUGUCCAUGGAUAUGGAUGUCAUUCAUCAAUCGGCCGUGACGGAGGAAGACAGGAUGUGACGCUGGGUGACAACUGUUACUAUACAGGUGUCGUUGUGCAUGAACUGACGCAUGCGGUAGGAUUCUUCCAUGAGCAGAGUCGAUAUGACCGGGACAAGUAUGUGGAAGUCCGAUGGGAAAACAUUGUGGACGGAAAAGAUCGUGACUUUAUUGCCGAGUCUCGUAACAUACUAAACACUUUGGGUGCUCCAUAUGAUUACGGAAGUGUUAUGCACUAUGGCGCCACCACCUUCUCAAAGAACGGUAACCCCACCCUGAAAGCUCUGUUCGAUGAUAAAGGGACGAUGGGCCAACGGAAUGGGUUCAGCGCAGUGGAUAUUUGGAAAAUAAAUAAACUUUAUGGAUGUAAUACAGAGAAUGCCCCAAAACCUUUGUGGAUGCUUCAAGAUACAACUACAAUUGCAAAACCGACGACAGAAAGACCAACAACCACCGAUAAAGCAACAACAGAUGCCACUCCUACUACAACACAGAAUUCGCCAACAACAGCUACGUCGUCAGUCUCCUUGACAACGAGAAUCAUUGCAGCGAUCAUCUCAUCGAGUGCGACGCCCACCGCUGCUCAAAUUAAGCCCUGUACAUACGAUCUAUCUUUGACUCCAGGACUUAGUGGCCCUCCAUCUACAUUUGAUGUUGUUGUGUUCCAAAACUCUUUGCGGAUUUAUUGGACCAAACCUUGCACAGAACACGCAGUCACGGCCUUCAUUCUCACAUACUGGCAGGCUGCAGGGAGGAGAAUAAAAGUAAAGAUCGACCCGACAAAACUAACAUAUUAUAUAUCUACUCUCUAUCAUCCCGGCCGGAAGUUACACGUUACCAUAGCAACGCAAACAGCAGCAGGGGAAGGACCAACUUCUGACGUUAUCAGCACAUAUUCAGCUUGUGGAUACGAAAUCAGCCUCAAAGAGAACGGAACCUUUGACAAAAUCCAUUCUCCGUACUUUAGUCAAGGUUAUUACGAGCCGGACGUCGCAUGCCGGUGGACAAUCAAUGUCCCAAUAGGACAACGGCUUAAGGUCGAGUUUCUGUCACUUGACCUCAUUACUAACGACAGAUGUGACGGCGAUUUUGUCACGAUUAACGACGUCAUGUUUUGCAAUACUGUCCCAAAUAACGGCUAUAUUCUCAGUGAUGAUUCGACCAAUCAGAUCACGUUUUACUCCCAGGCUGGACCGUCAAAGAAACAAGGCGGCUUCAAGAUUUUUGUCAGUGUUGACGGCAAAAGGCCAAGAAAUGUCACAACUGUGUCUUUGCCUGGGAUUAUACAAUUAUUCUGGGAGACUCCGGAGGGGAAACAAGGAAAGCCCUAUGGAUACGAUCUUAAGUAUCGCCUCAUUCCGGAGCAUCACGUGUCUGAAAUUCGGCUAGAUUCUCAUAGGAACCACUUUCCUAUCACAACCGGGACUCAUUAUGGACGAGAGUACGAAAUAAACGUAGCAACCAUCGAUAUUAUAAAUGGAAUCGAGACAAAAGGUGCCGACUACAAGACGAAUAUUCGAGCAGCUUGUGGCAGAAACAUCACUGUCAACAGACCUGGAAUUCUGAGAAGUCCACACUUCCCCGAACAAUAUGAACCGGACACUAUUUGUGAAUGGAACCUCGUUAUCGAAGACGGAUACGAAUUGACAUUGACCUUCAACGAACUUGCCUUGCAGACGACCCCCGGAUGUAUUCUCGACUACGUCGACAUCACAGGAAUAGGAAAACAUUGUACGAUGUCUGACCUUUACAAUGCCCCUCUUGUGACAAGGUCAAAGGUCACUAAGGUCAGAUUUGUUUCAGAUGAAGAAACUGAGCUGAAAGGAUUUGAAUUGCAAUACGCUCGGAUUUUAAUUCCGCAUCGCUAACGGGAAAACUACAAAAGCUGGAAAGAAAAAUCCGGAUACCAAAUCAUGCCGACCCGAACGCUAAGUCGUGUAUAAAAUAACAUGAUCACUUUACACCAAAAUAAAGCAAUGACCAAUUGA
Messenger RNA from Pecten maximus, 2519 nucleotides. Its product is annotated as blastula protease 10-like. The record is from RefSeq and is a predicted model, not a curated record. Gene Ontology annotation, biological process: proteolysis. Gene Ontology annotation, molecular function: zinc ion binding; metalloendopeptidase activity; protein binding. The coding region runs from base 93 to 2399 and encodes 768 amino acids. NCBI's taxonomy places the organism in Eukaryota, Metazoa, Mollusca, Bivalvia, Pectinida, Pectinidae. The transcript has 15 exons.